UAUUCAUCUGAAGCAUAAAGCAGGAGAUUAACUGGGGCUGAGGAACAUGGAAAACAUCUGAAACACAACACUGCUCUGGGCACAACCAUGUUGACUUGUUGUGUAUGUAUGGAUGUAUCUAAUUCCAAUGGGGUAAAAUGGGACAGCCCACAGUAGAGAUCGACUAUAAAAAGCUACGGCGUCCAGAACAGGACGCACAAUCAGGGGCGGAUACUCGUUUUGUUCUCCUCCUUCACGGUUUGGUCCGACCGAGAGAGAGAGAUCGUGUUGUUUCGGGUAGCUACCAUCGGCAUACGGCAGGUGAGUUCACUACAGCUCACACGGAGUUUAUAGACUACGAGCCUGACAGUUUAUCUAUCUCGUGUUAAUUAUACCGAGUGUCCUGGUUUCAGCACCGCAGGUCGUUAACAGCUCCAACAGCACCAGAGGAGAGCGGAGAUUUGAAGAGCCCCUCCCCUCCCAAGGAACAGCCAGAGCGGGUAGAGUCCAAGCGCAGCCCUGUUGUCAGUUUCAGCACCACCAGCAGGGAAGAGCAGAGCUGUCCAAACAUCCAGCAGUUUGUGACCGCUAUCGUCGGUCGGAUCAUCCACACAACACAACACCCCCAAGACAGCUAUAACCGGUAGUAAUCCAGCGGAAAAUAGCCUACAGCCACCGAUUGAGUGGAUAUUUUAUUUCAGAAUGGCGUCCAAAGGAAUGGGAGUUCUCCUUCUGCUCGGGAUUUUUGCUGUGACUGUCUCCCAGAUUUCUGCUUUCCCCACACCUGCCGAGGAUGAUAAAGCUGUAGUUUACAACAGACGACUGACUGAGGAGAGACCAAUCCAGGAGCAGAUUGCAGAGGCAGAUGAUGUGAAAGCAGCAGUGGAGUCUGCAGACACCAAACCUGCUGUGGAGCCUAAAGAGGUGAAGGAGGCGGAACCAGAGCAAGAGAACGAUGACUUCACCCUGCUCAAGUCCCUGGCCGAAGGUCAAAGGUCAAAAGAGACCAAUGAGACGCCGGUCAGAGAGAGCCUGGAGGAGGUGCCUUACUUCCCAGACGAAUCAGAUUCCACCAAGAACCGCCGGCUAGCCGAAGACUAUGACUCAACAAAGAUGGAAAACGGCAAGUACCAAGAUGACCCAGAGAGCUUCAGGCAGGUGGAUGGUACCCCUCUAACGGCUGAAGACAUCGUCCAGAAGAUCGCUACUAAGAUAUACGAGGAGGACGACAGAGGGGUAUUUGACAGGAUCGUCUCCAAGCUGCUCAGACUGGGCCUGAUAACAGACAGCCAGGCAGACAGUCUGGAGUACGAGGUAGCCGAGGCUCUUCAGGACCUCAUCACUAAGAAUGCAAAGAACAAUGAGAUCGAGGACCUGGGAGGGGACUAUCCCGUGACCCGGGGUGACCAGGAUGACCAGAAUCCCGACGCUAGCAUGGAUGUUACUGGUUCCCCCAACCAUCGGUACGAUGAAGAAGAUGAUGAUGAAGAUCAGGCGGCCAUUGAUGACGACAUGGACAGAGGAGACAGGGAUGACACAGUGGAUAACAACUGGGAUAGAGAGAGUGAAAGAGAAGGGGAGGAGGAGGAGAGGAGAGAGAGAGAGAGAGAUGAGGGAGAAGGGGAGGAGAGGAGCGAGGGAGAGAGAGAUGAGGGAAACGAGUUGAGCCCAGAGGAUGGUCUUCAGGACCUUCAGUACUUCCCCAACUUCUACCGUCUGCUAAAGAGUCUAGACUCAGAGCAAGACGCCCAGGAGAGAGAGACUCUGAUCACUAUCAUGAAGACUCUGAUUGACUUUGUCAAGAUGAUGGUGAAAUAUGGAACCAUCACACCUGAAGAGGGAGUCUCCUAUCUUG
Molecule: messenger RNA, 1834 nt
Organism: Salvelinus fontinalis (brook trout)
Lineage: Eukaryota; Metazoa; Chordata; Actinopteri; Salmoniformes; Salmonidae
Product: secretogranin-3-like
Biological process (GO): protein localization to secretory granule
Cellular component (GO): secretory granule membrane
Source: RefSeq, a predicted model, not a curated record